AUAAACGUAAAGGUGUUUUCAAUUUGACUUUUGCACGUUUUAAUCGGCAUUAGCGGGGCUUGACUGACACUGACUUGGGACUUGGGAAGAAUUAUUCUGCAAAAUCCAGUACGUUCCUGUUGGUUUUUCUGCAGUGUUGACCCUGGCCUACUACAUUUCACCUACUGUGCUGCCAGCCUCUCCUGUUGGCGGAUACUUGAAGAGCGGAGAGGAGAGCUAAGUCAAAAGGAAGUAUGGACCAGAAUAACAGUCUGCCACCCUUCCAGGGCCUGGCCUCCCCCCAGGGUGCCAUGACCCCAGGUAUGCCUAUAUUCAGUCCAAUGAUGCCGUAUGGCUCAGGCCUUACUCCUCAGCCGGUCCAAAAUACCAACAGUCUCUCAAUUUUGGAAGAACAGCAGAGACAACAACAGCAGCAACAACAGCAACAACAGGCCCAACAGGCCAAUUCAGGUCUGCCAGGUACAUCAGGCCAAACCCCUCAACUUUUCCAAUCCCAGACUGUAGGGGGAUCCACCACCACAGCACUGCCAGGGAACACACCUCUCUACACAACCCCCCUGACCCCAAUGACCCCUAUCACACCAGCUACACCAGCAUCAGAGAGCUCUGGAAUAGUGCCACAGCUACAGAACAUAGUAUCUACAGUGAAUCUGGGCUGUAAACUUGAUUUGAAGACCAUUGCUCUGAGAGCCAGGAAUGCUGAAUACAACCCCAAACGUUUUGCUGCCGUUAUCAUGAGAAUACGAGAACCCAGGACCACGGCUCUCAUCUUCAGCUCUGGGAAGAUGGUGUGUACUGGAGCCAAGAGUGAGGAGCAGUCUAGGCUAGCUGCUAGGAAGUAUGCCCGUGUGGUGCAGAAGCUGGGUUUCCCUGCUAAAUUCCUGGACUUUAAAAUUCAGAACAUGGUGGGCAGCUGCGAUGUGAAGUUCCCCAUACGGCUAGAGGGACUGGUCCUAACACACCAACAGUUCAGCAGUUAUGAGCCAGAGCUUUUUCCGGGACUAAUCUACCGAAUGAUCAAACCUCGAAUCGUCCUGCUCAUCUUUGUCUCUGGGAAGGUUGUUCUGACAGGUGCUAAGGUGAGAGCAGAGAUCUACGAGGCAUUUGAGAACAUCUACCCCAUCCUGAAAGGCUUUCGAAAGACGACGUAGGCCCCCCACCCCACCCCCUUUCCAGCUUUCCUCGCCUAUUUUUUUUAUUAUUUUUUUUUACUUAUUUUUCUAAGUCAUGUCAGACACUGAUAUAAAUGUUGAUCUAUAAAUGUGGACUGUACUGGGAUGUGAUUGGUGCUUUUUAUGCCCCGCUGCCCCAAAACAAUAUUUCAGUUGUCUGGGAGAUAAACCAUCUUGACAGGCUUUUGUUGUGGUGUUCCGAUCCCAUCUGACUGUAUUCUCGGGCGAUGACAACUUUUUUAAGCCAUGUUUUUUCAAGCUUUUUUUUUUUUUUUUUUUGCUCCAGUCCAAUCCCCGCUUGUAUAUAAAAGACUGGAAGUAUAUGGGUACAUAAAGCUCCAAGUCACGACGCCAUUGUGUGAUUAGGAGGAACAAUGCUGUAGCUUUGUUCAUCGGUUCAUCUUUAUUGUUAAAGAAUUGCUCGCCUACUGGAAAGGCGAGCUGACUUGGAAUGACUGUUAUUGUCUCAUUUAUUGCGAUUUUAGUGCUUUUUUUUUUGUAAAUUAGGUUUUUUUUUGUCAACCCUCCGCAAGCUGUCUCUAGAUGCAUCUCUAUGCCCUUGCAUUCUUUUAAUCUGUGAAGAGUUCAAAACUUACUG
This is a messenger RNA of Lampris incognitus (smalleye Pacific opah), 1770 nucleotides long. RefSeq names its product TATA box binding protein (gene tbp). Gene Ontology annotation, molecular function: RNA polymerase II general transcription initiation factor activity; DNA binding. Gene Ontology annotation, biological process: DNA-templated transcription initiation. Bases 234 to 1151 code for a protein of 305 amino acids. NCBI's taxonomy places the organism in Eukaryota, Metazoa, Chordata, Actinopteri, Lampriformes, Lampridae. The record is from RefSeq and is a predicted model, not a curated record. The transcript is spliced from 9 exons.